Molecule: messenger RNA, 5535 nt
Organism: Electrophorus electricus (electric eel)
Lineage: Eukaryota; Metazoa; Chordata; Actinopteri; Gymnotiformes; Gymnotidae
Gene: sall3a
Product: spalt-like transcription factor 3a
Biological process (GO): regulation of transcription by RNA polymerase II
Cellular component (GO): nucleus
Molecular function (GO): RNA polymerase II cis-regulatory region sequence-specific DNA binding; DNA-binding transcription factor activity, RNA polymerase II-specific
Source: RefSeq, a predicted model, not a curated record
UUUAUGACAGAGGAUGAUACAAAACCUAUAGGCACGAGUGCCUCUGUAAACCCAACAUCAAAGCGGUCGGCGGGACAGGACGAAAGGGGCAUCGCUAUACUGCCACACUUUCAGAGAGCCCGCGUUCAUGGGGUAAAAGUUAUCCACAGCGACGGAGGAAAGCAUAUCGGCGAAACGGCACGACUGCGCACAACGCGACGUUCAUCGACUCCUUCAGCUGUUGGGAAUAUGCGGUGCAAACGGCUGACGCAUGUCGCGCGCUGCUGAUGUAUCUGCAAAAAGCAGGAGCAAGUCGCAUCGCAUCGACAGCAUGUCCCGUCGGAAGCAAGCGAGGCCACAGCAUCUCAAGUCGGACGACGAUCCUCCAAUACUGGGGGUAGUUUCGGAAAAUGUCUCAGGCGAGGUCUUGGACGACGCGGACAGCGGGAACGAGAGCCGCAGCGGGAGCGAGGAGACACACGUGUGUGAGAAGUGCUGCGCCGAGUUCUUCAAGUGGUCCGAUUUCUGCGAGCAUCUGAAGAGCUGCACUAAGAACCCGCUCGUGCUCAUCGUCAACGACGAUGAAGUCACGCCCGACCCUGCGCGGGAGUACCCGAUGGAGCCCUCGCCCGUGCCCAGCUGCCCGAGCGAACCGGCGGACAGCGAGGAGGCGGGGGAGGGCCGCCACACCCCGCCCGGGUCGGACGAGGGGGCCGAGGUGACCCUGGAGCGGACAGCCGUCCUGGAAAAGGAGGACGAACCCAUGCAGGUGGAAAUGUCUCCGGAGAAAGCGCCGGACCCCGAGGACCCGGACGAGUCGCCGAAGCCGGACGUCAGCCUACCUCAGCUGGAGGACGCAGCCCCGCCCUCGGGGGCGGGAUAUAACAUGCCCACUACCAAUGUCACGCUAGAGACUCUGCACGGAACCCGAGUGGCAGUGGCACAGUUCUCCCAGAGCUUCCGCGGGGCGGUAGCCGGCGGUGUGUCCACCAUGGCCGUUCCCAUGAUCCUCGACCAGCUGAUGGCUUUGCAGCAGCAGCAGAUCCACCAGCUCCAGCUGAUAGAGCAGAUCCGCAGCCAGGUGGCGCUAAUGAACAGGCAAGCCCCGGCACCGUCGUCUGUCGGCCAUCACUCGCACCACAGCGCGAGCGCCGGCUCUCAGGCGGCUCCGUCCGCCGGCCUUCCCACGAUGCCCGGCCAGCUCCAGCUGCACGGGUUCAUUACACCACCUGUGCACCAGCUGCCCAUCAGGGUGCCGCCCACUCUGAACGGCCAGGGUCCCGCCUCCUUGUCCUCCGCUUUGGAAGGGGGCCACUCCCACGUCUCACAGACGAGCGGCCAGCUGUCCAGUUCUGUAAUGAACAGCAACUCCUCGAGCGGCUCUUCAUAUCCGCCCUCCAGCUGUAGUGUCGGCCCUUCCCCGCUACCGCCCACUUUGGUCACUAGCGUCAGCACCAACAGCAGCAGCGCCGGCGCUGCCGGCGCUGGGAUCGGUAUCAGCAGCGCCGUUUCCCUCCCGAGAAACACCUCGAGUCCUCCUGCACUGACCCACGGAAGCCUGCUGAACUCCCCUUCCAACCUCCCCCUGAUUCCUCACAGUUCCUCCAGCAGCGUCAUCUUCCCCAACCCGCUGGCCAGCAUCGCUGCCACGGCCAACGCCCUCGACCCUCUGUCCGCCCUGAUGAAGCACCGCAAGGGCAAGCCGCCCAACGUCUCCGUAUUCGACACCAAGCCCAGCUCAGAUGACCCCUUCUUCAAACACAAAUGCAGGUUCUGCGCCAAGGUGUUUGGAAGCGACAGCGCCUUGCAGAUCCACCUCCGCUCCCACACCGGAGAACGGCCCUUCAAGUGCAACAUUUGUGGUAAUCGCUUCUCUACAAAAGGGAACCUGAAGGUUCACUUCCAGCGGCACAAAGAAAAGUAUCCGCACAUUCCGAUGAACCCCUAUCCGGUGCCUGAGUACUUGGACAAUGUGCCGACCAGCUCAGGUAUUCCUUACGGUAUGUCGCUGCCUCCCGAGAAGCCAGUCACCACGUGGCUUGACAGCAAGCCUGUUUUGCCCACGGUCCCGACCACGGUGGGACUGCAGCUUCCUCCGACCCUCCCCAGCAUGAUAGGGGGCUACGGAGAUUCACCAAGUCUCACUCCCAUCAGCAGGUCGCCCCAGAGACCCUCACCACCCUCGAGUGAAUGUGCCUCCCUGUCCCCGAACGUACUCAGCACUGAAGCCAGCACAACCCUCACUUCAGCGUCUCCGCAGCCCGACGUGGGGAGCGACGCCCCUCCGGUUCUGAAGCCGGAGGGGAUCCGUUUGCCACCCAACUGCUCCACCAGGCCCGGGGAGUCCAACACGUCCGCUGCCGCCAUGACCCAGGUCACCCUGUCCGCCACCGUCACUACCACGACCGGCGCCGCUGGUCAGAUCACGGACCCCACCACCCCUCCUUCCUCUGCCGCUCACCCUUCCCUCCCGAUGCUCUCGGAUCAGUUCAAGGCCAAGUUUCCUUUCGGCGGCCUCCUGGACUCUAUGCAAACGUCGGAGACCUCAAAGCUGCAGCAGCUGGUGGAGAACAUCGACAAGAAGAUGACAGACCCGAACCAGUGCGUCAUCUGCCAUCGUGUGCUCAGCUGCCAGAGUGCCCUCAAGAUGCACUACCGGAUCCACACGGGCGAGAGGCCUUUCAAGUGCAAAAUAUGUGGCCGCGCUUUCACCACAAAGGGCAACUUGAAAACGCACUUUGGGGUUCACAGGUCCAAGCCGCCCUUGCGGGUGCAGCAUUCAUGCCCUAUAUGCCAGAAGAAGUUCACAAAUGCCGUAGUGCUGCAGCAGCACAUCCGCAUGCACAUGGGAGGGCAGAUUCCCAACACGCCUCUGCCCGAGAGCUUCCAGGACAUGGACGCGGAUUUCUCCUUCGACGAGAAGAGCGUGGACGACAUGAGCAACUACGACGACGAGCUUAUCGACGAGAUGGAGCAGGCCAUGGAGGACGAGGCGGACGUUAAAGACGGGGAGGCCGACCCGUCCAAGCCGGUGCUUUCGUACGGAGACCUGUCUCCCGGCAGCUCUCCCCCGACCUCGGUCAUCUCCAGCAUCGCCGCCCUGGAGAACCAAAUGAAGAUGAUCGACUCCACGGCGAACAUGAGCCGCGCCUUCGGCCUGAAGCCCUCGGAGAACGGCGGCGGCCUCGGUGGGGAGGGCGGGGACGUGUUGUUCGCCAACGACUCGUCCUCGGCUGUGGGAGACGUGGAGAACCAGAGCGUGGGCAGCCCUGCCCUGUCCGAGUCCUCGGGCUCCAUGCAGGCCCUCUCCCCUGCCCGCAGCCAGCCGGAGAGCCAUUGCUCCAGAUCUCCUGGCCUCGCCAACAACAGCAGGGGCAACUCGGAGGACCCCCAGGACCCCGGCACGGCGACUGCCACGGUGAAGUCCGAGAAAUCUGAGACUCCUUCUCCGGGCUCGGUCCCGGCGGAGCACUCCGGAGCGCUGGACCUCACGGCUGCCCAGCCCAGCAGGCCUUAUAUUAAAGAAGAGAACCAGUUUAGCAUGCUGUUCCUGGGCAGAGACAGAGGCUUAAGCGCGCCGAGCCUGAUGGGCGCGGCGCAGAGCGUGGUGAAGCUGGAGAUGAACGGCCACGGCAAGCCGCUGUCGCUGAGCGAGGGCGCCCACUUGCACACGGGCCUACAGGUGCCCGCUGCCGCCCCGCGGACGAGCGUGAGCCCCAGCCUCACGCCCAUGCUGGUACCGCCACCUCCGCGACGGACCCCCAAACAGCACAACUGCCAGUCCUGCGGGAAAAACUUCUCGUCAGCCAGCGCCCUGCAGAUCCACGAGCGCACUCACACGGGAGAGAAACCCUUCGCCUGCUCCAUCUGCGGCAGAGCCUUCACUACCAAGGGCAAUCUCAAGGUCCACAUGGGCACUCACAUGUGGAACAACGCUCCAGCGCGGCGAGGCCGGCGCCUUUCGGUGGAGAACCCUAUGGCCCUGCUUGGCGGCGACAGCAUGAAGUUCAGCGAGAUGUUCCAGAAGGACCUGGCAGCGCGGGCCAUGAACGUAGACCCCGGAUUCUGGAACCAGUACGCGGCCGCCAUCACCAGUGGCCUGGCCAUGAAGAACAAUGAGAUUUCCGUCAUUCAGAACGGUGGUAUCCCGCCGCUGCCCGUCAGCCUGGGGGGGGGCAGCAUCCCCUCUCUGGGGGGCAUGUCCGGAGGCAUGGAGAGAGCGCGCACUGGGAGCAGUCCUCCCAUGACUGGCCUAGAGAAGACGAGCCUGGAGGUGGGAACUGGACGUCCUUUCUCCAGGUUUAUGGAGGACAGCAAAGAAAUUGGAAUCAAUUAACAGGGACAGCACGGAAGGACGAACGUGGAAAGUUGUUCUUUAUCUAGUUUGGUCUUAUGUACUAUAUUAUGUACAGCUGAAGUUUGAUAUUCUGUUUGGUUUUGGAUCUAUGGUAUUCGAUAUUGAGUAGAGGUAAUUUCCCACCCUCCCAUUCCUCCUGUUACACCUACGAAGAAAAAACGUCUCAUGUUUGAGAAUCUGUUGUCUUGCAAGAUUUGCAUGGUACUUAUCGGUUCUUAUCAGUUCCUUUCGACUGCUUUUAAGGACUAUGUCACAAAAAAGAAAAGAAGAAUCUCUUUACUCAGUUAAUCUGGGUAAGUGGCUAACUCAAGAGAAAAGAGUGCAGAGCGAUCUCUAUGUGGAGAGACUGACUAAUGUUUACCUGGUUACAGUGUGUGUUUUAACGUACAAGAAAUGGGAAUAGCUGAACCCGAAGUACAUCGUCGUAGUGUGUGCUAUUUUUCUGUUUUUUGUUUGUUUGUUUGUUUUUGGGGUUUUUUUUUCUGAUCAUGAAGUAGAUACUUGAUGGAAAAAAAGUUUGAACUAUUUUAAUCUUUGCAUUUAGUCUCUUGGCAUUGUCUUCUAUUAAUGUCCGGUGUCUUUAGUAUUUAUAAUAUUCACAAAAAGCGGGUAUAAGAAAAAUUAUAUUUAACGUCCCCGACAUUUUAUCGAUCAUUCUUUUCUAAACUUUAGACUUCUAUGAUGGCUGUCUCUUUCGAUAAAGUGAAAAGCGUCACUUGCUCCGACCAACGCAGACACAUUGUGAAGUUUUCUUUGCGUACCUGGCGCACGGUGGGACCGCAGGAUUGGCGCACGGCGACCGGGCUGCUGCCUUUACAAACGCCUGCUUUUAAACUUUGUAAAGAAAAGAGACAGAGAUAUACUUAUUGUGUAUAGAGUACAGACAAAACUGGUAUGCAUAUUUUGUAACAUGGAAGAAAAAAAAAAGAUUUGAGAUUUGUCAUGUUUGUGAAUGCACUUUUUAAAGGAACGGUCUUGUCUGUGAGUUAUAAUCUGACUGAACUCUCUCGAAUUCUCUUUCCCCCUCUCUCUCUCCCUCUCCCUCUCUCUCUCCCUCUCCCUCUCUCUCUCUUUCUCUCUCCCUCUCAUUUUGCCUGUGGGGUUUUUACACGCGAGUCAUUGGGAGCUCUGGAACAGGGGAGAGGGCGAGACAGCUAUCUUCAGUCGCAUCUAAACUCAAAUAAAAUUGUGAGAACGGA